Messenger RNA from Fusarium oxysporum Fo47, 1794 nucleotides. RefSeq lists its product as uncharacterized. Gene Ontology annotation, molecular function: zinc ion binding; DNA-binding transcription factor activity, RNA polymerase II-specific. Lineage: Eukaryota; Fungi; Ascomycota; Sordariomycetes; Hypocreales; Nectriaceae. Gene Ontology annotation, cellular component: nucleus. The transcript is spliced from 2 exons. The record is from RefSeq and is a predicted model, not a curated record. Gene Ontology annotation, biological process: regulation of DNA-templated transcription. The coding region runs from base 1 to 1794 and encodes 597 amino acids.
AUGGGAGCUUGUGAUGCGUGCAAGCGACGCAAAGUCAAGUGUGACAACGCGGACCCCUGCGCCAAUUGUAGCAUCUCGCGGAUAUCGUGUCAACACCGAAUCGUUCCCCGCAAACGGGGACGACCCGCCAAAAGUAGUUCGCGACAGCUGUCCCAGGAGGAAACAUGCGAGUCUAUCGAGGAGACUACCGCCGAUCUGAUAAAUGAUUCUCCUGUAAAUAGUCUUUCUGAGCAAGACGCGGCUUCUGACCCUCAAGCCACGAAUAUCCCAGAAGCACUGGCCACGCCCUUCAGCUCAGGCACUUUGGCAACGCCGGCCUCAGUCUCGACUGUCUUGAGAGAGACGUUGGGCCAAGGCUCUGUAGCUGCAUUUUCCACGGUUUCUCGCAAUCAGUUUGUUCCCGAUGCCGCACACAUCUUCCAGAAGCUUGCUGCCGCUGUCAAUCAUCAGCUGGCUGAUAAGGGUGAGACGAUAGCUACAUGCGCACACAAAUGUGUCGACAUAUUUAUGCAGUACCUAUUCCCUAAUACACCAAUUGCUCAUGAACCCACUCUCCGGUCGGCCGCUGCUCUUUUUGACCUCGAUGGCGACUUCCUGUCCUCGGAGGAUGAUGAAACACCAUCCAUAGAGACCCUGAGAGCAUUGACACUCAUCACAGCUCUCUGCACACUCGUCAACUCGGCCGUGUCUCAGGGGCUGUUCUCUACAUCAAAAUCUCUGACUUGGCUAUUCUACGACGCCUCGCGGGCGACCCUGAGGCUCUAUGAAGAAUACGACCUCGAGUUUCCGCAUUCCACGUCGUACAACAUCCGCAUAUGGCAGUCGGCCGCAUUACAAAACUCGACAGGGCGAGAUCGAGCUUCGUGGCACAUCCACGGCGAAGGUAUUCUCUUGGCUGUGAGGGCUAGACUAUAUGACGAGAAUGCCAUCAGUCGACUCUCACAACUCGAAGCGCAGCUUCUCCGUCUCAACUUUUGGCUAAUGUAUCUGGCGGACAAGACUGCCGCCGCAUUUGAAGCACGGCCUUCCAUGAUACCCAAUGACUACCUCGCGGAAAAGCUCACUCUUCGCGAACAGGGGGAUCAAGAUAGUUCACAGUUGGAUCUCUCCCGGCCUUGUAACGGCCACUCCCUCGAGAGGCGACUUAUAACUGGAUUUCAUCUCAAAAGGCGCCUUUGGGCCGCUGCUGCGGAUAUGAUCAGCGAGCUUAGGUUGUUUUCGACUCGGAAUCAAGUUUUUCUAGCGAAUACCGAGGUAGACCGUCCCGAUAUCUCUGGACUGGUUGAGCGCUACUUGAACUUUGUUGAACACGUUGACCACCUGCCAGAGUGGCAUCAGUCCCCUCAGCGUGCUCUCGAAGGUGUUGAGGCGCAGGUCGCAGAAUAUCAGGCGGCGAGCUACUGGGCUCAGAGAAGCAACAUCAUGUCUGUGUAUCAUUGUAUGAAACUCGUCAUCCUACAGAAAUGUAUAGAGAUGGCUGUCCCAGAGGUGGUGGGUCUCAAUCAAGAUCCAAUUGCUUGGGCCAUGCAGAAGUUGGAGACUGCUCGCGAGUUUAUCCGCGAAGUUCAGAUGGCCCCAUUCGCGUGUUUCAAGGUGCAGGGCGAGCCAGCGGUUGAACGGGUCCGCCGGGUGGGCAGUAUUCUUCUUGCCAUAGUCAAUAAUGCGCCAACUCCUACAAUAGAAAUAAGAGCUCGUAGCUUGUUCGAGCAAUUGUUGGAUAUUCUGGCCAACUUGGACUCGAAAGCAUCGGACAACUUGGAGGUACUGAGCUACUUUGUAGACAUGUGUCAGUGA